CCGACACCGGCAUUUUAGUUGAAGUUGCCGGUCGAGCCCAGAUCGGCCUUCCAGAGACGAGCGGUGCAAAUUUGUCGUCUUAUUUAUAUCUUCUUUUUUUUUAUCUAUCCACAAGAUGCCAGGAUUUUCCGACCGCGGCAGAGACAGGGAACGAGAUAGAGGUUAUGGCGGUGGUCCUCCACGCUUCGGCGGAGGCCGCGGCGGCGGCGGCGGUGGCGGCAAGUAUGGAAAUCCCGGCGAUCGACUACGGAAGAAACACUGGAACCUGGACGAGCUCCCGAAGUUUGAGAAAAACUUCUACCAACAGCAUCCCGACGUUACUCGCAGACCACCGCAAGAGGUUGAGCAGUACAGGAGGGCCAAAGCCGUGACUGUGAAGGGGAGAGAAUGUCCAAACCCAAUGAUGAAGUUCCAUGAGGCCAGUUUCCCCUCCUAUGUGAUGGAUGUAAUCAACAAACAGAACUGGUCUGAACCCACACCCAUCCAGGCCCAGGGCUGGCCUCUGGCUCUGAGUGGAAAGGAUAUGGUCGGCAUUGCGCAGACUGGCUCCGGAAAAACGCUUUCUUAUCUCUUGCCUGCAAUUGUGCACAUCAACCACCAGCCUUUCCUAGAGCGAGGAGAUGGACCUAUUUGUUUGGUGUUGGCACCCACCCGUGAGCUGGCACAGCAGGUCCAGCAGGUGGCUGCAGAGUAUGGCAGAGCUUCUCGUCUAAAGUCCACCUGCAUCUAUGGAGGCGCACCCAAGGGACCCCAGAUCCGUGACUUAGAAAGAGGUGUUGAGAUCUGCAUUGCCACUCCUGGCAGGCUCAUAGAUUUCCUGGAAGCAGGAAAGACUAACCUUCGUCGAUGCACUUACCUGGUACUGGAUGAGGCCGACAGAAUGCUUGACAUGGGCUUUGAGCCACAAAUUCGUAAAAUUGUGGACCAAAUCAGACCUGAUCGUCAGACCCUGAUGUGGAGUGCCACUUGGCCUAAAGAGGUUCGUCAGCUGGCUGAAGACUUCCUGAAGGACUAUGUUCAGAUCAACGUUGGAGCCCUGCAGCUCAGUGCCAAUCACAACAUCCUGCAGAUAGUUGAUGUCUGCAAUGAUGGAGAGAAGGAAGACAAACUCAUUCGCCUGCUUGAGGAAAUAAUGAGUGAAAAGGAGAAUAAAACCAUUAUCUUCGUGGAGACAAAAAGACGUUGUGAUGACCUUACGAGGAGGAUGAGAAGAGAUGGAUGGCCAGCCAUGGGCAUCCACGGUGAUAAGAGUCAACAGGAAAGAGACUGGGUUCUUAAUGAGUUCAAGUAUGGGAAGGCUCCAAUCCUAAUUGCGACUGACGUUGCCUCCAGGGGUCUAGAUGUUGAGGACGUGAAAUUUGUCAUCAACUUUGACUACCCCAACAACUCUGAGGACUAUAUCCACCGCAUUGGCAGAACAGCUCGUAGCCAAAAGACAGGCACGGCCUACACCUUCUUCACCCCAAACAACAUGAGGCAAGCUGGCGACCUCGUCUCUGUGCUCCGAGAAGCCAACCAGGCCAUCAACCCCAAGCUCCUCCAGAUGGCUGAGGACAGAGGAGGUCGUUCAAGGGGGGGAGGCAGAGGUGGCGGGUAUAGAGAUGACCACCGGGAUAGGUAUUCCAACAACAGGCGUGACUUUGGCGGUUUUAGGGACCGGGAUAACAGUAGAGGUUAUGACAAUGGACCAAAGAAAGCCUUUGGCACAAAUUCCCAGAAUGGGGGCUAUGGAGGCGGCGGCAACGGCAGUAAUGGCUUCAACAGUACCGGCUACAAUGGAAAUGGACAAUCUAAUUUUGGCAACAACCAAGCGGGAUCAUACGGAACCCCGAACAACUUCCAGGCCCAACAGUUUGGUCCUGGCCAGGGUGGUGCACAGAACGGUGUAAGCCGUCCACCGUUUCCCUUCCCACAGGCACAGGCUCCACCACCCCUUGUUCCCUACAACAUGCCCCAACAGUUCUCUCAGUUAAACCAACACAAGAAAUAAGUAAUUUAUUGCCUUUUUUUUGUUUGUUUUUUUAAGUUCGUUUACUUGAUCCGGAAUUUUACCGCUUUUUCUUUUUUUCCUAUUUACACGACAGGGUUAAACCAGUUUAAGCCUCUAUAAGAUAAUGAGUAUGGACGGUCUGCAGUGAAUCAAUAGUAUUGGUGCAAUUGUUUAAUUUGUUACAUUCCUCCGUAAAGUAUAGUCGUAUUUUGUACUAGGAAAUUGAAAAUGUAUUUGUUUUUUUUUUUUCCACGUGUAUCAUUGAAAGUGAUGACAUCCUAACAGAGGCGCUGCAUGACCUUUCAACAUUAAAAACUGAAAACAAGACUUGUAA
Messenger RNA from Lampris incognitus (smalleye Pacific opah), 2324 nucleotides. It is a transcript of the gene ddx5, whose product is annotated as DEAD (Asp-Glu-Ala-Asp) box helicase 5. Gene Ontology annotation, molecular function: ATP binding; RNA helicase activity; RNA binding. The coding region runs from base 116 to 1990 and encodes 624 amino acids. Lineage: Eukaryota; Metazoa; Chordata; Actinopteri; Lampriformes; Lampridae. Gene Ontology annotation, biological process: alternative mRNA splicing, via spliceosome. The record is from RefSeq and is a predicted model, not a curated record. The transcript is spliced from 13 exons. Gene Ontology annotation, cellular component: nucleus; cytoplasm; ribonucleoprotein complex.